AUUCCCCGCUCCCGCUCUCCCUUCCCCUUCCGGAGCGGAGGCGACGUGUCGGAGCAGAGCGGGAGCCGGUACCGGGGCGACAUGGAGCUGGAGGCGAUGAGCAGAUACACCAGCCCGGUGAACCCGGCCGUCUUCCCGCACCUCACCGUGGUGCUGCUGGCCAUCGGCAUGUUCUUCACCGCCUGGUUCUUCGUCUACGAGGUGACUUCUACCAAGUACACGCGGGACAUCUACAAGGAGCUGUUGAUCUCGCUGGUGGCCUCGCUCUUCAUGGGCUUCGGGGUCCUCUUUCUGCUGCUGUGGGUCGGGAUCUACGUCUGAAGCUCGGGCGGAGGAGCACCGGCACUGCCUGGGGAACUCCUGCGGCUGUGGGAAGACCUGCAGAAGCUCUUUUUUUAUAUUUCUUUUAUACUUCAACAUCAAAGUCCGUGUCAGGCACGGACUGUGCCGCUGUUGAGCGAUUUCCGCCCACCCAACAAACCAAACCUGAAUAAAACUGCCUCUGUGAUGCACUUGC
Molecule: messenger RNA, 517 nt
Organism: Chroicocephalus ridibundus (black-headed gull)
Lineage: Eukaryota; Metazoa; Chordata; Aves; Charadriiformes; Laridae
Gene: TMEM258
Product: transmembrane protein 258
Exons: 4
Coding region: 82-321 (79 amino acids)
Biological process (GO): protein N-linked glycosylation
Cellular component (GO): membrane-bounded organelle
Source: RefSeq, a predicted model, not a curated record